UAGCCGAAUUUUUUCUUAUCCAGCACACCAAAAUGAUCCGAGGCAAUCCUUUUCCUUAAACGGCAACAGUGGCAACCCUGCCAUCUUUGUGCAUUCCGAGCCGAGCCACAAAUUUCCACAAGUCAUCGGCCUUCAGCAUUCAAGUCAGCCUUCAACUGAGAAAAAAGUUAAUUGUAAGCUGCAAAUUUAAGAUGAAUUCCAAUUGGCGUGAAGAAUACAUUCGCAAGUCGGUUGGCUACUAUGUUUCAUCCAAAAGCAGCCCCGAGGACAAUUCGACUCCCAAUGUGCAGGCGGUGGAGGACAAGCCGUACUUUGCCAGCAACAUUGCGCACUAUCCGCACUUGCAACCGACCAACCUCACCUGGGUUCCUGACCACCUAAGCUACGCGGAUCUGAAGGAGGCCGUGGACAAGGGCUUCGACCCGAAGCAGUUGCGCCCCAAGAACAUACCCUGGUCCAAGCUCAAAUCUGAGAGCAAUACUCUCUUCGAUUGGCCGAAAUACACUCGGACUGGAGGCCAGUAUGCCCAUGGCAAUGCAAAUGCCAAUGCCAUGCAGAAGAAGAAGCAGGAGAAUUUGCGUCCGCCAAAUGGGACGACCAGUCGGUGACAAAAACUCCUCUACUUCGCCAAAGCCGGUUCAAAAUCAGUCCUUGGGGCUUACCGUAACCCCCCAGCAACUCGCUUUUCAUGGAUUGUACCUAUAUGUAUUAAAACUAAAUAGAAAUAAUAAAGAAAUACAAUAACAAUGUAA
Messenger RNA from Drosophila miranda, 752 nucleotides. RefSeq lists its product as uncharacterized. Lineage: Eukaryota; Metazoa; Arthropoda; Insecta; Diptera; Drosophilidae. The record is from RefSeq and is a predicted model, not a curated record. Bases 192 to 608 code for a protein of 138 amino acids. The transcript is spliced from 2 exons.